GAAAGACAACAAGAUAUUGAAUGGCGGUACGUACCGUUCUCAGAUCCAUAAGCUCCUCAAAUCCAAGCAUAUUCGGCUGGGGCUGUGUUGGUUUAGAGGGAACGUUCAAAUAGGAAUUCGAGAUGGGCUGGCUGGCUUGCUUGGAAGACGAGAGCGCGCUCUAGGGAACCAGCAUUUCAAUCACGUGCCCGUGCUACAAAGCUAAGGUUAACGUUGGCUCCCUCAACCCCUGCAAGAAAGUCAACAACGGCCCGCGGAGCUUUCUUCAGACGUUCAACCUCACACUACGUGCUCAUGAUGUCAACAAUUCCCAUUGGUCCCAUACGAAAAGCGUGGCAUAGGUGGAAAUCCUUACAACUGCCCUGGCGCAAAAGAUUUCUCGUUGGCCUUGACCUCCAGGGCAAUACGUUCUGGGAGUUCCGCGACACCCUUUCUUCUCACAAAAACCGCAUGCGUCGGAUUGUGCAAUACCCUGCCUCCACCCAUUAUAGCGAUAUCAAGAUCUCUCCCCAAUGGCAUCAAUGGCUCCGCCACACCCGACAUGAUCCACCUUCUCUUAUUGAACAGUCACAAGAUCUCAUGCGACAGCGGAAUUUGAAGGUUCUGGCCGCAGAGGCUGAUGCGAGAUGGGCUGCCAAGCCUAGUUUUCUAGACGCUCCAGGUCAGGCGCGGGGACAGCCGUUGCCUGCACUGGAAGUCGAGGAUCCUGGUGGCAAUGCAAACGUGGCAGAUUCGAAGAAUACGGUUGGUGCGAGAAGCCCUAUAGGAGGCGGGCCAGAGGACAUGUCUGCAGAGAGACGAGGGAAGGGGGAGCAAAAGGACAAAAUACAGGCUGUCGAUGGCAAAGGACAUCAUAUCCGCGUGAGGCCUGGGCAGGAAAACAAUUCAGAGGUAGAGAGCAAAAAAGAAAAAGAGGAUCCGUGGAAACAAACACGUCGGGGCGAAAAGUGGCAACCAACUGCUUGGGAUGGAAAUAUAGCAGUUCGUCGGUGAUAGUGUUCCCAACCAUCACCCACAACUUGGCAUUUUCUCGGUUUCCAAUUCCAUGUUUUCGGUUUCUGGAGAUCUCGGCCGCCCGAGGGCGCUCCUGUGUCGAGUAUAUUUCGCAAUAUCCUCAUCCUCUCGUCCUACAGAUGCGUAAAGCCUUCUCUGCCAUCUCGUCUGUAGCUCUCUUU
Molecule: messenger RNA, 1175 nt
Organism: Hyaloscypha bicolor E
Lineage: Eukaryota; Fungi; Ascomycota; Leotiomycetes; Helotiales; Hyaloscyphaceae
Exons: 2
Coding region: 295-993 (232 amino acids)
Biological process (GO): mitochondrial respiratory chain complex I assembly
Cellular component (GO): membrane
Source: RefSeq, a predicted model, not a curated record